ACAUAGCUUUAGUUAAACAAAUUGAGUUUAAUGCUCAUUACAGAGAGGGAGACCAGACGUCAUGAGGGAACCCUAGGCAGCUCAGUAAAAGGGUCAAAAGCAAUAGCCUCUUAGGAAAUAAUGGUCAAGAAGGACAUUAAUGGAUUUUAGAGAGAAAGUCUUCAAGAAAGAAAACUUGUGAGGUAGCAUGUAAAGAAAACAUUUUUAUAUAUUUUGGACUGCCUGCUACACACCAGACAAAGCAACUAAAAGUAAAAAGAUUUUACAAAAUGUCUUAAAACUUAAAAACUCUUCACUUGGAAACUCAAAGCUUCAUGUUUUUAGAGUUGACUAAUAGAACCCUAACUCACUGAUUUUGGUCAUCAAUCAUGGCAUUUAUAGUAGCUUUCGAUGGGGAGAAAGGAGAGACAUUAAAAAUCUGCUGUUUUCCCUCAGAAUAUCUGUUUUAACAUUAUUGAACAUGAACUGAAAUUUUCACUUACCUUUGUUAGUGAGUGAUAGUUCAUCAUGCAUGAACUGGUCAUACUACCCAUUUGUAGAAAUGAAAAGUAUGUGAUCUAAUUUUGAGAGAGCAACAGUAUCUUCUGGCAUGUUGCCGGCAAUUCAAAACAUACACAAUAUUUUUUUUAAAGGCUAAAUUUUGGUAUACUCUUCAUGAAUAACAGGUAAUUACAGAGCCAAAUAAAAUUAAAAUUCAACUGCACAUGGUCCUAGUAAUUCAAAUGGCCAUCUUCUCUUGUAGUAUCCACACCCAUCUAAGUCCUCAUAUGCAUAGGCCAUUGCUAACUAUGAUACAACUCCUCUCCAGUAAGGAGAAGAUAAAUGCCAAUGCCAGAAACUAAAUUCUGAAAGUACACAUUUUGGAAUAGAGGAUAUAUAGUGUAAAAAUGUAGACCGUGAAAAAAAUAGCAUUUCAGAAAAAAUGCAGAAAAAUAUUCAAUAAAUGGUCUUGAGAAAACUAACCACACCAGAGAUGGUGGCAGAGAGGCAGCAGUUAAUAUUCCUACUUUAUACCAAAACAUUCCAAAGAAAGUUAAAUAUAAAAUAGAAACUUAAAAUAUCAGUAACAAAUACCAAGAGGAAAGUGGUCAAUUCUCAAACAUACAUAAAUGGUCAAAAAAGUAUUGGAAGAUGAUCAAUCUUAUAAUAAUCACUUAAAUGCAAAUCAAAAUGUUUUCACCUAUCAGAUUGAAAAAAAGAUUGGAAAAGGCUAAAGGGGGAAGUUGUUUAAUACAGGAAAAUGGGUCCCCAAUAAUCCUGCCAAAGGAAGGAAGGUAACUGGUAUAACUUGUAUGUGUGGUGGAGUUUGAGGAGAGGCAGCCUGUACAGAUACGUUGCAGAACCUUAGUAUACAGUCGGUCAUUUAUAAUUCGUACUUUAUAAGUCCCUCCAUUUUCCCCAACUCUCAGGGAUAUGUUUAACAAACAGGUUUUAUUUAAAUAUGACACACCUGCACUGGAACCUAAAAUUAAGGGAUUUACUUUCUUUUAUUUGGUUGGAUAGAAUUUCCAGGUAUUGUCUGUUUAUCAAAAAUAAAUGCAGGUGCACCUUCAAAAUUAGCAUUUGAAUCAUUCAGGUUGGCUUAGUUUCCAAACAUAAGUCUUCUAAAUCCUCUCAUGUUUCAUUCAUUAUUAAGAAAUAUUCAGCUUUGAGGAAAAGAGAGAGGAAAGAAAGCAAACUCAGAGAGAAAUUUGAAUUUCCUACUUGGACUUUAUCACGUCUAAAGUGACUGAGCCCUUUUUAUGUUAUAACCAGCUUUUCUUGUUUAAAGUUGCUGCUGUUGAAUGUAGUUCUUCACUACUAAAUCACUAUGGAACCACUUUCUCUUGGCUUAGAUAUUCUCACUCCUCAUUAAAGUAACCUCUGCUGUUAAUCAAGACUGAAAUUGCUGUAGCAGUCAUUUCUAAAGAUUGGUUAUAGUUGUUAAAAUUGGGCAAAGAGGAAAAGGAAGAAGAGAUGUUUUUCAGAGUCAGUGAAACUAGAUUACUUUUUAAAAUUGAAAUUGUUAAUUUUUUUAACUAAUAGAAACAAAUGUGUGUUUGCCAAUUUCGCCCUCUUUUAUACCUCCAAGGAGGUCCUUAAAAUUAAAGUUGGUUUUCAAGUGGGACAACAGGGCUAUAUAACAAUAACAAUGAUAAAAAUGGCUGACAUUUAAUGAUGUGUGCUAUAUGCCAGGCACUAUUCUAAGCCCGUUAUGUGUAUGCAUAUAUUUAUGCCAGUGUUUAAUUCCAAUAACAGUAUGGGCCUUAAACCCCAUAACAGUCACUAUUAUCCCCAUCCUGCCGGUGAAGAACCUGAGGCAUAGAGUCUAAAUAACUGUCUUGAGAUCACUCAAAUAGUAAGUGAUAGAACUUGGAAGCAAAAACAAUUGUAAUUUUGACCUCUUAGCUGAUGAGCUACAAACAGAAGAGGCUACUGAAGCUGAUGAGAAAUUCUAUAACAACAAUGUACAAAUCGAUCUAUUUUUCUAGGUAUAAUGAUAUUAUGAAUUCAUUCACUUGGGUUUAUAGAAUAAAAUCUCUAAAUUUAUAUUAGUAACCUCUUUUUCUCCUUUUUCUUUUUCGUUUUAAUUUUAGAGUUAGAAGUUCAGUUUAGCUUGAUGGACAUAUUUCAAAUUUAAUUAUCUUCAACAAUACGGUUUCCCUGGAAAAAUAAUAUGCUUUGCUUUAUUGGUUACUAGGCAAAAAACAACUAUUUUAAUUAGUCCUGAUGUUUUAGAGAGCAAAAAACUUUGAAAAAAGAAUAGAAGUUUCUGUUUUGGAUGUCCUUGGGAACAAGAUGUAGUCUAAAUCUGGAAAGACAUUUAUAUGUCUCUCAGGUCCAUAAAUAACUUGACCCUAACUUUUGAAGUUUUUUCUGAUAUUGUCUAAAAUAGAUUUUGUUCUACAAAUAAUAGCUUAUGUUCACUUUUUUAAUUGAUUUUCCUCAGUACUUAGAAAAGACUAGAUUUACAUAAGAUCCUUAAGGACAUACAUAGGUAUAUGAUGCCUUCAGUAACAUCUUUAAAAAAAAAAAAAAAUUAUGAAUGUACCAGGAUCAAGAACACUCUUAUUUUGACAUCCAGUAAUUGUCAUCUAAUACAAUUUCUCCAGUAACUUUCUAUUAUCAAUUAUCUUGCAUUGCUUAAACGAGCAUCUUCAAGACUGCCCUAACCUACUCCUUUUGCUCCUGACUUUGUGAGAGGUUAACAGUGGUAAACAGUAUCCUCCCAUGUGACUGCAUUCAAAACGAAGCACUUGCCAUUGCCUUCUGAGACAUUUACAGUUUAUUAUCUGAAAGUUCAUUGCAUUGUGUGCUGAGAUGCCCAUAUAAAUAUUUGUUUGGUGCUUAAAUUGCAGCCAUUUGAGAGAGGAGUAAACUGAAUGAUUUUUCACUUAAAAGAAUGGGGUAAAAGAAUUAAAAUUUUCAAAAAUACUCUCAAUUUCACAAGCAUCCUCUUUAGAGAUGACUCUAUUUCAGCCUUGGAAGUUUAGGGCAGCAAAAUCAUUUUCUUCAGAAUAAAUAAAAAUAUAAAAGUGGUCAGUAUCUGUAUUAUUUUAUAGUACCCUGUUUGCCUGGGUCUCAUUCCUUUUAAUCUUUUUCCAUGAGAUCCUGACAGAUAGGUUGUGUCUAGAAAAUGUCCAUCUCUAAAUCAAGAUCAAUAUUUACUGGGUUUAUACCACAAGACUAAAUGUAAUAGAAAAAAACAGACGGAGUGAAAAUACUUGCACUGUAUGUGUAAUAAAUUUAACCUGACAUCAUAAACUCCUCCCUUUCUACAGGUGCAGACACUUUUUUUUUUCAUCCCUCCUCUUUCCACUAAGGAUUAAUUAGGGAAGUAGGCUUGAAGAAUAAACUCACCAUUUAUAGAGAAAGCUGCUGCACUAACACAGAGUGAAAGACCUCAGUUUCAGGCAAAGUCAACACCAGGUAAGCAUUUAUUCAUUAAGAUAACAAAUUUCAAAUCAUUGAUUAUAAUGACAAGAAGAAAUAGAAAAAAUAGAGGGAUAAAAUUCAACGUUAUAUAGUAAGAAUAAAUUUAAAUAGAGGAAAAGAUAUUUCUUUUUUUUUGGUGUUUUUGUUUGUUUAACUUAAAUAAUGAUAUAGGGAAAAUAAGUAUUAUGAAAUAUAUUUUUGUAUUAUAAUAUGGGUACAACUAGGGAAACAAAUAAGAGAAAUCUUUCUAAGCAAAAAAUCUAUCAUCUGAAAAAUAUUUACUGGCAUCGGAUCGCAAUGCUUUAAAAAAAAACAAAAAAUUUCUUUCCUCAUUAACAAACGUCCACAAUUAUAUUGCAAAUAAUGUAUUACACUAUAAAAACAGAGAUAUUUAUUUAUAAGAAUUAAAAGUCUACCAAGAGGUUAUCAUGCUUUCAUUGUCUAGUUAAUUUUAAAAUAUUUUAGGUGCUUACUGUGUGCUGAUGGACACUUGCUCCAAAGAAAUUUCAGUUUCUAAAAGUUAUAUGAGCAUGAUAAUUUUUCUCGACAAAGACUUCAGUUAGUGAGUCUGUUGUUAAUAACAAUUUGGCUAGAGGAUCAACAAAACUUUAUCGUCCAAUUCUAGAACACAUUAAUUGUGGGGAAUUUAUAAUUGAGUGGUAAAGAUAUGGUAAUCUAAUCUUGUAGCCUUCAGAGUUAAUAGUAGUCAUUAUGACUUUCUAAUAUAAUUCAAAAAUAUGUGAAAAAUAUUUUCUGCAUCCAAGAAUUCCUGCAUCCUGUUUGUGGCCUUUAAAGAUGAUCUUUGUAUUUAAUAAAAAAGAAAUAUCCUUAUGAAAUUCAUCACUGUUUACUGAAAGGAUAUUUUCCAAUGUUCAUUAAUUAUAGUAUCCACUCUUUAUGAAUCCCUGGGAGAAAUGUCUCUGAAUUUAAUGUCAUAGAAAUUUUCACCCUGAGUAAUUUGUGAGUUGCAAGAGCUGCUUAAUCUAGAAAGAUAUAUUGAAGCCAGUUCCAGUAGGAUUUUGAAUAUUUAGAAGUUAGAAAACUGGCCUUUAUUUAGAGAUGGUAUAAGUGAAGAGUCAAGCAAAUACUAUGGUAAAGAGUGUAAGAGUAAUUCUGUGGGCACACUGAAUCGUGUAACUAUGUUUGUUUCUCUUUGUAUUAACUGCUAGAAAGCUUAAAGUAAAAAAAAAAGAGCUCUCACUUCCUUUAACUAUGGUCGAUUCUCAUUGUUCAUAGACCUUAUAUUCAAUAACUUCUCAGAGAACACUGCCUUAGCAAAUUCUGAACCAUUGCUCCUAUGGAAAAUAUACAGUUAGAUUCCUACAAGCCUCUGGUCACAUUUUUAUUAGCAGAUCAACACACAACCUUGUUUUAUGUGUAUGUAUUUCUAUUUAAAGAAACAUUAUUUAAUAUAUAUCAUUGAUUUAUUAUCACUGAACUCACAGUCAAGAACAUUAUUAUAACUCAUGCCUGAAGGAAGCUUAUCUAAUGUAUACAUUUUCUCUGUAAGGCAUAUUACAGCCGUUUUGCACUGAGGAACACUAACUAGCACUUAGGCACUAUGCUUGGGGGCCAUUUUUAUCAGUGAAAUUAUCAACAAAAAUCAAAAACCGCAAAAAAAGUGGCACUAAUAGACUGCAUAAAGAACUUGUUUAUAGUACUUGAGUUGAAACAAGAAGUCGGCUUUUUCAACUUAAGCUGAAACGUUGGUGUUGGGAGACUCAAAUUUUUCACUGCUCUAUGUGUGUCCACAAAUGACUGCGAAAGCACUGCUAGUAUUAAUUUUAGGGGCUACAAAUAUAUUUUAGCAAAUAGGUGAAUUUAUAAAUGUGGAAUCCAUGAAUAAAGAGGAUCAACUCUACAUGUAGGACUGUAUUCCAUACGCUUUGCCUGUGGAGCUCACUCUUGACUCCAUAUUACUUUUGUACCUUUAUUUUUACCCAUGCUUGAAUUUUAAUUUAAACUUAAUUUAUCUUGAUAUAUUUUUGUCUGUGUUUAGAAGUGAUUUUCAAUCCUUUGGGGAACAAACUGGCAAUAAAUAAGUAAAUCAUCAAGUACUUAGAAUUCCUACUCUGCACUAUACACUUUACUAUGAUUAGAACAUAAAAGGAUCUCUAGACAUCAAAUCUAAUAAGAGGCACACGAUCAGCUUCCCUUUGAAAUAAUUUAAUUUCAUUUUCUCGCAAAAGACUGAAUUCGAAUAAAUGAAUGUGUUUAACAUGAGAAUCUCCUAAGAAGUUAAAAUUUUAUUUAGAGAUAACAUGAGUGAGUGAAAAGUCAAGCAGAUUCAAGGGUGAAGAGUCGAUGGCUACACUUCUUUCUUUGUUCAACUUGAACUCUGGAAACUUGAUCUUUUCAAAGUUUCUAACGUGACCCAGACUGAGUUCGAGGGUCCAGAAGCCUGAUUUUCUGAUGUUGCCGUGGCCCUUAGUUCUCUUCUGACUCCUGUCGAGAAUACAACACCUUAGGUGUGCCACUCAGUGAACUGGAACCCACACCGCCUGAUCAUAAGAAACAUGCCUCUUAGAAGUUCAAACUCAUGUAAACUUUAUGAUAGGGUUUAAAGUGGAUUUUAAGUAAUCACAAUCGAACGCUCUGAGUAUCUUAUAGCUACAGGGAUGCCACAUAGGGAAAUCAAGUAGCUUUACUUAAGAUAGGAUUUUAAGUAAAUCACAAUCGAACGCUCUGAGUAUCUUAUAGCUACAGGGAUGCCACAUAGGGAAAUCAAGUAGCUUUCUCUAUUUGGAUAAUGUAUUGUAAAGGAAUAAUCCACCACAGUCCCGGAAGCACUAGCAUCUCGUGUCUAGCUGAGUUAUCUUUGCCAUCUAGUACCUCGCUUCAAAGAGUAGGUAGAUAGGCUCUACUACAUUGAAUAUGGGAUAAUAUGUUUUUUUUCUUUAAUUUAGUCAACACAUGAUUGGAAUGUUGGGAAAAAAAAUUUUUUCUUGGGAACAGAAAGCAGGGGAGAUAGAGCCCCCAAAUUUAGAAAAUAUAAUUGCGUCAGAAUGCAUGAAGUUGCAUAAGUUAUAUUUAGGCCUGUUUUUUGUUCCUUAAUUUUAUUUGACUGAAACGAGCCUCGGCCUUUGCCCGCAUCUGAGUCUUCAUCUUCGAUCUAGGUGUUUCUCCCCAAGUUGUUCCUCAUAACCACCCAACACCUGACCCACUCAAGUCUUUCUCUCAUCGUUGUCCUAGAUUGUGAAAAAGUUUCCCUCCUUAACCCUAAGACUCUUACUCUGAGUUUCGUAUCAUCCAUUCAACAACUACUUAGUAUGCUCCUUCCUAUGUGCCAGUCCCUGUGGUAGGUGCUGCGGAUACAGUGGAGCAUAAGGCAGACGUGGGCCCUUCCUUUAUGCAGCUCACAGUCUAGUUGAGACAGACAUAAAUCAAAGAGAACACGAAUAAAUGCAAAAUUACAACUGCUAUCAUGUCCUCAAGGAAGAGUUUAGAGUACAAUGAAUGUGUAUAAUAGCAAGACAUAAUCCAGUCUAGACACUCACAUCUUUCUAGGAUUAGGUUUAUAUGUUCUUAUUUACCCAUCCCAGUGCCUCCCUGUCUUCCUUCUUCCCUCUUCAGAGGGAGCAAUGGCAUUCAGAAUUGUACCCAGUGAAAACAAGACUUCAGUGAUGUUCCUAGAUAGAUUCAGAUAUUAACAGGCAAAGGUAAAUGUAUAACUUCAAGUUUUUAAUUAGGUGUAGAAUUACAGAGAAGAUGUUGGUGCUAAACUGUUUUUCCAAAUUACUGACACUGGAAAAACUGUUGAAGAGUCACUUUCCUGAAUCACUCAAGGUAUAGAAUUACGGAGAAGAUGUUGGUGCUAAACUGUGUUUCCAAAUUACUGACACUGGAAAAACUGCUGAAGAGUCACUUUCCUGAAUCACUCAAGGUUUAUGGAGCAGUAAUGAACAUAAAUCGUGGGAAUCCCUUUCAAAAAGAAGUGAUAUUGGAUUCAUGGCCAGACUUCAAAGCUGUUAUCACUCGGCGGCAGAAAGAGGCUGAGACAGAUAACCUGGACCAUUAUACUAAUGCCUAUGCUGUAUUCUACAAGGAUGUCAGGGCUUACCGAGGGCUGUUGGAAGAAUGUGAUGUUAUCAACUGGAACCAAGUUUUUCAAAUACAAGGGCUGCAGAGUGAAUUAUACACUGUGUCCAAAGCUGUUGCCGCCUCAAAGCAGUUGGAUGUAAAGUUAAGCUCCUUCAAGGCCGUUUGUUUAUCUCCUCUUUCAACCCUGCCAGACACCAGUUCCGUAAUGAGUUCUUCCCCACGACUAACCUACCUGAGUGUCACUGAUGCUGACCUGCUCAACCGAACUUGGUCGCGGGGCGGCAAUGAACAAUGUCUCCGGUACAUCACCAAUCUCAUCUCCUGCUUCCCCAGUAUCUGUGUCCGCGAUGACAAGGGAAACCCAGUCUCUUGGUCUAUCACAGACCAGUUUGCCACCAUGUGCCACAGCUACACCCUACCAGAGCAUCGCAGAAAAGGUUAUAGCCGGCUGGUGCUCCUCACACUGGCCAGGAAGUUGCAAAGUCGGGGAUUCCCCAGACAGGGCAAUGUCCUUGACGACAACGUGGCAUCAGUAAACCUCCUGAAGAGUGUGCAUGCCGAGUUCUUGCCUUGUCGUUUUCAUAGGCUUAUUCUCACCCCUGCAGCUUUCUCUAGAGUAGUUCCCCUCUAGCUCAGUGAAACUUCAGGAAUUUUCUGUUUUUCCCUGAACAUACACAUACUUCUUAGCUGCCAGUGAGAAAAAAAAUUCAAACAGAUAAGGAGAAUCUUGAGUUAUUGAAAAGUGCCUGGAAGAACACAUGCAAGAUCAGCCUGAGAAGCCUUAAUUCUCCGUGUCUUAGGUUUCUGCAGUAAAUAACUGUAAGAGUCAGGGAUCGCUGCAGCUGAGAAAGAGGGUAAGUAUCCUCUUUUGAGAUCUACUGCAGGAAAAAGAUUCUAAAACCUUAGUAGCAGAAAUGACUCCGCGAGAACAAAUGAUUGAACACAGGAGCCUGUGGCUACUGCUUUAUUAUUGCUUCAUGGGCUUCUGCUGUGUAUUCUCACAACCACACCAGUUCCCCACUAUCAUAAAUAACAUUUCCCACUGUGCCCACACUGCCAUGUCUCCCUGAACUCAAUUUCUACCACCUCUGAUCCAGUUCUCUGUAGACUAUCCUGCCUUCCACCCUCUCCCGCCUUUAGUUACUGGCUCUUCACUUCUGCCUAUGACUUCAGCCUAUGUUUUUCCCUGCGAAUGUUCAAAUGCAGUUGUUCUCACAUUUUGGUGCACUUCGGAAUCACCUGAAGGGCAGAUUGCAACACCGAUGGCUGAGCCUCUCCCCCACAGACCUCCUGUUCAGUGAGUCUGAGGGAGGGCCUGAGAAUUUGCAUUUCUAACAAAUUCCCACUACUCAGUUGCCUUGGAUGGAGGGAUGAAGAUACUGCUGUUUUAAACACUAGCAACAGAUGAUGUCAGCUUAGAAUCUUACCUAUCACCUAUUCCAGGUUCUUUGAUUAUAAUUUGCUUUCUCAUAAGAAACUAAUAUACAUGUGAUAUGCAGAUGCACAUAUACAUAUAUACACACACAUACAUAUACUUUCCUUUCAUAUAGUCUAUAUGUAUGUAAACUCAUAGAAUUUUGAUAAGAUAUUAAACUUUAAUUCUCUUAUUACAUAUGAAGAAUUUGACCAAAGAAAAUAAAUGACUUCAAGAUUACACAGAUAAUCAGUGCUAGAGGCUAAGCCAGGAUGUCAUUUUGAUUUCAAUCUAUUUUUUCACUAAAUCAUAUAUCCUUUUUGUUAAUGAAAUUAAAAAAUGUUUAAAUAAUUAAAUCAAUACAUCCAUUA
Pteropus alecto (black flying fox) is the source of this 9741-nucleotide messenger RNA. It is a transcript of the gene GLYATL3, whose product is annotated as glycine-N-acyltransferase like 3. The record is from RefSeq and is a predicted model, not a curated record. The coding region runs from base 7721 to 8587 and encodes 288 amino acids. The transcript has 6 exons. Gene Ontology annotation, cellular component: mitochondrion. NCBI's taxonomy places the organism in Eukaryota, Metazoa, Chordata, Mammalia, Chiroptera, Pteropodidae. Gene Ontology annotation, molecular function: glycine N-acyltransferase activity.